AUGCCACUCUAUCCUAUAGUUUUGUGGGCACAAAAAAAGGAGUGCCUUUAUCUUACCAUUGAAUUACAAGAUAUAGAAAAUGUAAAGAUUGACCUAAAAGAAGAUAAGUUGUAUUUUUAUGGUACAAAAGAUAAGAAUGAAUAUGAAUUUACAUUAAAUUUUUUAAAGCCAAUAAAUGUUGAGGAAUCAAAGUAUAGUACUCAAAGAAAUAUAAAAUUUAAAAUAAUAAAAAAAGAACAAGAAAGAUGGAAAACUUUAAAUAACGAUGGAAAGAAACACUGGGUUAAAUGUGACUGGAACUCCUGGGUAGAUACCGAUGAAGAAGAUAAAGCAAAUGAUUAUGAUGAUAUGGGUAUGAACAGUUUUGGUGGUAUGGGAGGUAUGCCAGAUAUGAGUCAAUUUGGAAAUAUGGGCGGAUUAGGAAAUAUGGGAGGUUUAGGAAAUAUGGGAGGUUUAGGAAAUAUGGGAGGUUUAGGAAAUAUGGGAGGUUUAGGUAAUAUGGGAGGUUUAGGUAAUAUGGGUGGUUUAGGAAAUAUGGGAGGUAUGGGUGACUUAGAUUUUAGCAAAUUAGGAAAUAUGGGUGGUGAUAUGCCUAAUUUUGCUGGAUUAGGUGGUAUGGAUCAAUUUAAAAAUAUGCCUAAUAUGAAUAAUAUGAAUGACGAUGAUUCUAGUUCAUAUGGCGAUGAUACAAGUGAUGAAGAAGAUGAUGAUGAUGAGGAAGAUGAAGAUGUAGAAGUUGAUAACAAGACAUUAGAUUCAGAUAAAUUAAAAGAUGAAGAAAAUAAAAUUCCUGAUGCAGCAGUAGAAGUACAAGAACCAGUAGCCUAA
This is a messenger RNA of Plasmodium falciparum 3D7, 828 nucleotides long. Its product is annotated as p23/wos2 family protein. The record is from RefSeq and is a predicted model, not a curated record. Gene Ontology annotation, molecular function: Hsp90 protein binding. NCBI's taxonomy places the organism in Eukaryota, Apicomplexa, Aconoidasida, Haemosporida, Plasmodiidae.